UAUUGUCUGUAAUGGAAUUAUAAAACUACUGUAAUUUGUGGAAUUUAACAUUGAAAAUAAAUCUCUUUUGUAUUAUAGUCACCAGGCCUCGAUACCAUUGGUGAAACCGACGAAAGCUAUCGGUCUGAAUCAACCCUCACCCCCACAUCGGCGUCGUCAUCAGAGGACGAAGGUGUAAAGGACUGGCUUGAAAAGAAGAUUAUUGUCAAUGAAUCCAGCUUCAUGUCACUAUUCAAAUUUUGCCAGAUGUGUGGGAAACCGAUUUCAUCGAAGACCAUCUUUGAUUCUGGGGCACAGAGGAGGGUGAAAUGGAUGUGUCUUGGGGGCCAUUCUGGGACCUGGACAUCUUCACCUGACGUAAGAGGAAUGCCAGAGGUUAAUCUCCUUUCAGCUGCAGCUGUUCUGUUCAGGGGCGGCACAUCCACGGAACUCUCAGACUGGUGCCAAACCAUGGGACUCCAAAUGAUUGGAACAACUACGUUUUAUAACAUUCAGAAGGCGUACUUGCACCCUGCUAUUGAGAACGGUUAUAGGGAGAAAAGAACAGAACUCUUGGCAAGAGUUUAUUUGGAACAGGAAGAUGGGAAGAGUCCACAUUUGGCAGGUGAUGGCCGAUGUGACUCGCCAGGCUUCAAUGCAAAAUACUGCCACUACACCUUUAUGUUGGACGACACAAAGGAGAUACUCCACACAGAACUGGUGCAGUGUACAGAGGCCACCAGCUCCGGAGCCAUGGAGCCACUGGGUUUUACGAGAGGAAUGACUGAGCUUCUGGACUUGGGCCUUGACGUGGAGGUGAUGGCCACGGACCGCUCCUCAUCAAUACAAAAAAUAAUUUGGGAACAAUAUCCUAGUGUCCAGCACGAAUUUGACAUCUGGCACACAGCCAAAGGUUUCAGGAAAAAGAUGCUGAAGAAGGGGAAAAAAAGGGGCAAUGAAAUCCUUCUUUCAUGGACAAGGUCUGUCGUCAACCACAUGUGGUUUACCUGUGCCACAUGUAAGGGUGACGUAGAGGCACUGCAAAAACGGUGGAAGUUCAUUCCACACCAUGCUUGCAAUGAACACGAAUGGACAGAUGGUGACGGAAAUCGUCAUCGGUGUGAACACACUCCUCUUACCGCCCGUGAGCAGAAGAAGAGGAUGUGGAUUGAGAAGGACUUGGUGGCAUUUCAGGACCUGUCGUCGCUGGUCCUAGACAAAAGGCUAUUGAAAGACCUCGAGAAGAUGGCUCUCUUCAAACAUACUGGUGAGAAUAGAUGCCCUUUUACUCUCGCAUAUUAA
Messenger RNA from Gadus macrocephalus (Pacific cod), 1281 nucleotides. RefSeq lists its product as uncharacterized. The transcript has 6 exons. The record is from RefSeq and is a predicted model, not a curated record. The coding region runs from base 223 to 1281 and encodes 352 amino acids. Lineage: Eukaryota; Metazoa; Chordata; Actinopteri; Gadiformes; Gadidae.